Molecule: messenger RNA, 633 nt
Organism: Cladophialophora carrionii CBS 160.54
Lineage: Eukaryota; Fungi; Ascomycota; Eurotiomycetes; Chaetothyriales; Herpotrichiellaceae
Exons: 1
Coding region: 1-633 (210 amino acids)
Source: RefSeq, a predicted model, not a curated record
AUGAAGCCGCAAACCUCAACCAGCAGCUCGAUUUCAGAAAGUCAAACACAACAAAUGCACGGCUACGGCAACAGUUGGUUCACCAACCUCCACGAGCUGGGAACCCAGUACACCAAGCUGCACGCCGAACAAGACGCCAGUCUCACUGCCCGAGCAUUAUCCACAACCUCAUCCCCGUCACCCAUGCAUUGCUAUGGAGAUUCGUGGUUCGAGAACCUCAGUGCCCAGAGGCUGGCGUACGAACAGCACAAGGCCGCCGAGGAGGAGGAGGAGGAGGAGGACGACGACGAAGCCCCCCCACCGCACAACUACGGGGAUGCAUGGUUUGAGAACCUCAACGGCCUACGCGUGGAGUACGAACGCACACAUCAACCGCACAACUACGGCGACGCGUGGUUUGAAAACCUCAACACCCAAAGAUUACAGUACGAGCAGGCCCAUCCGCCGCAGUCGCAACCGCAGCCGCAGCCGCACAACUACGGCGACGCCUGGUUUGAGAAUCUCAACAAUCAGAGAAUGCAGUACGAGCAGGCCCGUCAGCCACACCCGCACAGUUACGGCGCGGAUUGGUUUGAGGGGUACGAGCGCAUGUGGGAACAGUGGCAGACUUCAAAGACGUGCGGGCGAGCGUAG